AUGGAUACUGAGGAGAACCAGGAAGACUCAAAUGAAGAUGUAGGUGAGGAAUGUGAUGAAGAUGAUGAAUAUACUAGUGAUGACGAGGCAGCCAGUUCUGAUGCGAAUGAAGAUAUUAAAGAUCCAGCUGAUGGAGAAGAUGCAGCUUACUCUGACGGGGAAGAUUAUAGUGUCUACAGUAAAGUGAAAGAUGAAGAUGAUGAUGAAGAUGAAGUCUGUAUUGAUAAUGUCAGAAACGGUUCUGGUGAAACAGGAAGAACGCCCAUGUCAUGGUCUGACAAUAUAUAUGUUAGAGAAAGUUUCCCUACCAAGGAGAAGCUGUUAUCACACUACAAGAAAACAAUCCUGGUCGAUUCUGACGGUUCGACCCCGUCUACCUCGGCGACCGGAUCAGCCAUCCCGGAGUCCUCGGGAACACAACGGACGGUUUCCCAACUGGUCGUUGUACCGCAGCCGGCACCGCCUCCACCACCACCAGCCGAACCAGCGGCUCUCGCACCGGCCGAUCCUGAAGCUGAUCCGAUCCCGCCUGUACCGUAUGCCUAG
Molecule: messenger RNA, 546 nt
Organism: Eutrema salsugineum
Lineage: Eukaryota; Viridiplantae; Streptophyta; Magnoliopsida; Brassicales; Brassicaceae
Exons: 2
Coding region: 1-546 (181 amino acids)
Source: RefSeq, a predicted model, not a curated record